Molecule: messenger RNA, 1224 nt
Organism: Anthostomella pinea
Lineage: Eukaryota; Fungi; Ascomycota; Sordariomycetes; Xylariales; Xylariaceae
Source: the annotation of a GenBank genome assembly
AUGACGGACGAAGCGCACGCCAGCAACCCGGCGUCGAGCAUCGACUCAGACUCGGACUCAGACUCGGAGUCUUCAUUCGUUGAAGAAGUCGGAUCCGAUGGCCUGACCAGAAGGCAACGGCUGGCCAAGGAAGAGGAAGAGAAGGUGGACCUGAUCGUCAAAGACGACCAGUUGGACGAGCUAGCCAAGAUCGAUGCCAUCGCCGAUGUGCGGCACAACUUCAAGGCUGACACGACAGCUAUCGACGCAUAUCUGGCCGGCCAUGCGAGCGUUGAAGCAACUGUGGCCAAGUUGGCCGAUCCUAUCGACGAGGCCUACUCCACCGCGAACCACGGACGUCAACUGCACGCCGCCGAGCGCAGCGCCCGUAAUCAACGCAAAUACCACGACCCAGAGAAGGCCCUCCAGAUGUGGGGACCAGAAGAAGACUUCCCCGAGCCCAGUGAAGAGAUCCGCAACUUGCCGAGCACGGAAGGGCAGCUGUGGGAGCUCUGGUACGGCGUCUUGCACGCGGCAAAGCGCAUCCCAUGGACCGACACCGCUCGGGAGGGAAAGCUGCUCGACCUCGUCAAAGCCCUCAAGGCCCGGCCGGAUCCACCUCAGCCGCCUCGCGUGACAGUCGCAUUGCGGAGGGACUGGAUUUGGGAAACGGGCAAGGUGUGGUCUGACCUCCUGAUGCUGGGCCCGAGUGCCUGUGAGGCGUGGAACGACUGCUGCGGCGUUGCCGCCGGCUGGACAGUCCCGGAGCAGCACGCUUGGACCAACGUCAAUGCCUUCAUCGCCCGCGUGACUGCGAAUGGACUUGCUGAUUUUCGAUCAUACGGGGUUCGCGCCGCGUGCCAGGCGCUCGAGUAUGGCGAGAAUGAAGACCACAAUCUACACCACAACGCUCCCUACCCGCUGAAACUGGAACUUUAUGUGACUGUUGCUGCAGUAUGGAUGCUCCUGGCGGGGGAGUGCAUGUACAAGGAGUGUAAGGACAAUGGCGACUCUGAUGGGGGUCACCACGUGAAAGCGGUCGACGUGAGCUCCAGAGGGGAACAACUGCCUUGGUUCCGCCAGGGCGAUCCCAUUGCCCUGGUCCAAUGGAACUUCUGGCGCCGACGAUUCGACCAGGAAGCUCAUAAUGACCAGCUUCCUUGGGAUGUGAGAGAACUUGCUAUCAAAUCCGCAGACCGCAUGCUUGCACUCGAGCAGCCUUCGGCUAGAGAGGAGGAGCCUUGA